Molecule: messenger RNA, 803 nt
Organism: Procambarus clarkii (red swamp crayfish)
Lineage: Eukaryota; Metazoa; Arthropoda; Malacostraca; Decapoda; Cambaridae
Source: RefSeq, a predicted model, not a curated record
AGACCAUUGCAGAGUGCAAGUUGGUGCUCUGCUAAACCUUUUGUAGUAGAUCACCCCCUUCUCCUGCAACUUUACCAGCCAACUCUACAAGGACAGACGCCACCUGUGAAGCGAAACUCGCACCGGACACCUGCUACACUGGACCUGAGAUGAACCCCGUGUGUUCAGGAAAUGGGGGUCAGCCACCGAAUAUUCCAGGGGGUCAGCCCCCGAAAAAUAGAGCAGAAGCUAGAAGUAACCAUAGACUUAUAAGGGCGCAACUGCAGGCGAAAUAUGACCAAGAAAGACUUGAGAACCACAGACUAGCGUCUGAGAUCCUGAGUACAGGCACGAGGGCGCAGGAGUUAAAAACGUCAAUUAAGACAGUGCAGGACAAUAUUCGCGAUAUCGUUCACCUCAACAGUGUAAAAGACGAGGAAAUUCGCAAAUUAGAAACCAUGAAAAAGCAGAUUAUUGAUCACAUGGAAAUGUUUCUUGAUGGCGUAGAUGGAGAUAACGAAGCAAGAGCAGUCUUGCGGUUCUUUCUGGCAAGUGAAAAGUCGUAGAGAAUAAUCUAAUCGCUCUCCAAACCAUUUUCCACCACGUUUUCUUGUCUACCAGAAAUCUAGAGACUCACCGAGUCUCAGUGAGUCUCAUUAACAAAGCAGGAUCUUUGUUAAUCAGAGAAUUUGACUUUAUAAAUUGUGUGCGAGAGGGCUGUGAGCGCUGGACUGACUUCGAGCGAAGAGCCCCACAUGGGACAACAUGGGUACACACACAAAGCAAAUUACAGAAAACCUUUUUCUAUAAUGAAAUAUUAUCAU